Messenger RNA from Drosophila mauritiana, 1151 nucleotides. RefSeq names its product phenoloxidase-activating factor 2. The transcript has 3 exons. Gene Ontology annotation, molecular function: serine-type endopeptidase activity. Gene Ontology annotation, biological process: proteolysis. The record is from RefSeq and is a predicted model, not a curated record. Lineage: Eukaryota; Metazoa; Arthropoda; Insecta; Diptera; Drosophilidae. The coding region runs from base 16 to 1131 and encodes 371 amino acids.
UCAUCCCGAGCAAACAUGGGAUCGAUCGUGGCCACAGCAGCUAUUCUUUUAGUCUGCGUACUUUUGGGCGAAGCCUGUAGGUAUUGUGUUCCUCAGGAGCAGUGCCUAGUAGGAGGAUGGAAUCAAAAUGUGUGCCUAUUAAAUUUCGUCUGUUGUGACGUUCUCAAUACUAAUGAUAGCCGGAGCGAACCGAAUGUGGAAUCCAAUUCUGAGUCUGCAUCACCUUCUUCAGCAGAGGAAUACAUACCAAUCCAACCACCAGUCUCAAGUGUGCCCCAAAACAAUGUUCCGACGGAACCUGAUGUACCCAUUACUUAUUGGCCACCCAAAAUAUCGGUUCCGCAAACAAAUGAUGGUGCGAACGAUGAGCAGCCAAAACCAACUAAGCGGACUCCGCCAGGCGACAGGAAAGACACGGCUAGUCUAUUUCCCUGGGUGGUAGCCCUAUUUUACGAAGGAGCUUACUUGACCGGCGGAACACUGAUUGACCCAAAAGUGAUCCUAACAGGAGCCCACGGCAUAAUGCGCAACAUGAUUGAAUAUAAAAUUGAGGUUAGGGCCGGCGAGUUUGUCAUGAACACAUCAAAUGAAACGCGUUCGUAUGAGAAGCGUGUUGUGGAAAGGAUUGUGAGACAUGAAGGAUUCAUUGAAUGGAGGCGUAUCAAUAACGUGGCACUUAUUUUCGUUAAAACGCCGUUCGUGCUAAGCGAUCGCAUUGGAGUUUUGGCGUUGCCAAGACCAGAAGCGUCGUUCGUGGGACGUCUCUGCACGGUUGCCGGUUGGAAAAUGGUGAGCUCCCAGGAUCAAAGCCCUACGAGAGUUAUGACGAACUUUGAGUUACCCGUGGUGGACAGAAAGACAUGCGAGACUCAGUUUAGAAGUAUAAAUUCGAACUGGAAUCUUGAUUCGAGUCUGAUUUGCGCCGGAGGUGAAAUAAAACGGGAUAUUUGCUUUGGCGGUGAAGGUUUCGCAUUGUUCUGCUCCCUCGGAGAGGGGAAUACACAUGUCUACGAGCAGGUUGGGAUCGCGGCCUGGUGCAUGGGGAGUGGGUUGAAGGCCCUCCCGGGGCUCUAUACCAAUGUGACAAUGUUCCGAAGUUGGAUUGAUGAUAGGAUAGCAUCAUAUGGCUAACGCUCAACGAUUAUUACAUC